CUUUCUUCUCUGUCUUUCCCAUCUUAUUCGCUGUCGUCCCUUCCAAGAGUCCAGUCUUGAAAGCUACUAUCUUUCUUUCCUUCUAUCAAUAGUUAUGGAAACCCAAUUGAAGAAGAUGAUGAAGAAGAUCAUAUGAAAGGAAUUCAACCAUGGCGUUUCUCUCCACCACCGAUUUCCUUCUCCAAUCCCAACAAUUAGAACCCACAGAUCUCCAAUACUCCACCGCCGCCGCCACCCUUCCUCCCCUGUUUCCCCAUCAUCAUCAUCAUCAUAAUCAAGAUCAUCAUCAUCAUCAUGAUUUCUACUCUCUUUCCCUUCCACCUCCCUUGAAAUCGUACGAUCAUGAUUUUAACACCGGCGGCGGCGGCGGUGGCGGCGGGGGGAUGACAACGAAGGAGGGUGAAUUAGAUGAUGAUGAGGAUCAAGAGUUAUGGGAUGAAGAAGGAUCGAGUGGAGGAGGAGGUGGGCAGAAGAAGAAUAUGAUAAGAAGGUUGAAGGUGGAACAGGUGAAGGCUUUGGAGAAGAGUUUUGAAGUGGGUAAUAAGUUGGAACCGGAGAGGAAAAUGCAAUUGGCUAGGGCUUUGGGUUUGCAACCUAGACAGAUUGCUAUUUGGUUUCAGAAUAGGAGAGCUAGAUGGAAGACUAAGAAGUUGGAAAGGGAUUAUGAUGUUUUGAAGAGGAAAUUGGAGACUUUGAAAGCGGAUAAUGAUAACUUUCUUGCUCAAAACAACAAACUUAAGGCUCAGCUAUUGGCUAUAAAGGGUAGAGAAUCACCAAGGAUAAUGGAAAUGGGACCCAAUAUCAACCUCAAUAUAGAAACAACUCAAGAAGGAUCAUAUUCAUGCAGCUUAUCUAGCAAUAAUAAUAAUAUUGCCGGCGGUGGUACAACAACAACUGAGGACAUGAUCAAUAUAUUUCACAAUUCAUCAUCAGUUUCCGGCGCCGGCGCCGGACACAUCCAACGGCAGAGAUUUCUUCAUAAUAAUAUGGUUCUUAAUCAUGAUCAAGAGGAAUUAGGCCUCUGCAACAUGUUGGCGGUUGGUGGAUCGGACGAUGACGCCGGUGAUCAGACCGGUGGCUUUUGGUCAUGGUCCGAUCAACACCAACAACCUUACCAAUAAUCGAAUAUUUUCUUUUCGUAAAAAAAAAUGCUAGUUUGCUUUUGUUUUGUAUUUGUGGGUUUAAUUCACUCUAGAAUUAAAUUAUAUGGAAAUUUAAGGAAUUGAUUUAUGUGCA
Messenger RNA from Impatiens glandulifera, 1236 nucleotides. Its product is annotated as homeobox-leucine zipper protein ATHB-20-like. Gene Ontology annotation, molecular function: DNA-binding transcription factor activity, RNA polymerase II-specific; sequence-specific DNA binding. Gene Ontology annotation, cellular component: nucleus. NCBI's taxonomy places the organism in Eukaryota, Viridiplantae, Streptophyta, Magnoliopsida, Ericales, Balsaminaceae. Bases 150 to 1121 code for a protein of 323 amino acids. The transcript is spliced from 2 exons. The record is from RefSeq and is a predicted model, not a curated record. Gene Ontology annotation, biological process: positive regulation of DNA-templated transcription.